This is a messenger RNA of Mytilus californianus (California mussel), 2307 nucleotides long. RefSeq lists its product as uncharacterized. The transcript has 2 exons. The record is from RefSeq and is a predicted model, not a curated record. Gene Ontology annotation, molecular function: zinc ion binding; protein binding. NCBI's taxonomy places the organism in Eukaryota, Metazoa, Mollusca, Bivalvia, Mytilida, Mytilidae. Bases 143 to 1822 code for a protein of 559 amino acids.
CAUUUAAAUAUUUAGAUAACCUGAAUCAGGUAUAAACAUGUCCCAAUUAACUUCCUGGUUGGUCAACCUUUUGAGAAACAAUGAAGGAAAUAAGUUUCCGUUGUCAAAUACACAAGUGACAUAAUAACAACAUCAAAAGGUCAUGGCGUCCAGUAAACCUAUACCAUGUGGACCUUGUGAAGAAGGAAAAGUAAAGGCUAAAGCUGACAUCUGGUGCUACAACUGUGAUGAAGGAUUAUGUUCAACAUGUUCUGGUCAUCACAAAAGAUUCAAAGGAACACGUGAUCAUAAAACUAUUGAUAUUAAAAGUUAUAAACCCUCCAUCAGAGCUAUCAAAACCGAAUGUGACAAACAUGGUCAACAGCUUAACUUGUACUGUCCAAGUCAUUUAAUGCCUUGCUGUGAUGAAUGUAUUUCCACUAGUCAUUCAAAAUGUACUGGAAUAAAAAGUUUAGCUAGUGUAGUCGAGAAAACUAAAAUUGAAAAGUCCACACAAUCUGUACAAAAACAAAUUGACUCUAUCAAGCAUUUCCUAGAUAAAUUGAUAAACAACAAAUCAAAAAACAUUAAAAGAUGUGAACAAGAAAAUGAUAACAUAAAAGAAUUAAUUCUGAAAAUUUGCAAGGACAUAAAUAAACAUUUAACCCAUCUAGAGAAGAAAUUAUGUAAUGAAGCAGAUACUAUCUGGAAUCAGGAAAAAUCAAAAGCAAAAGAUUUAAUAACUGAAAUUGAAGGAAAACAGAAAAACUUAAAGGAAAUGCAAGACCACCUACAGACAGUCAUUCCAUACACUUCAAAACUCCAAUCAUUUCUAGGUGUACAUCAGAUUGAACAACAAGUACAUCAAUCUCAACGAUAUGCUGAAGAUCUGGAAAACGAUGAGAGGGCCAGAGAUUUUGACAUUAAAAUGAAGCAAAAUGAUGAAAUAGAAAAGAUACUGAGCAAGUUAGGAUCACUAGAAUCACUAGGAGAAGUGAUUGUUGAUAACACAGAAAUAGCCUUGAAUAGAGAAACCAGUGUGAGGAGGAAAGCACAAGUACAAUCACGACAACAAUCCAACAUAAACAACAUGACCAUGAAUAUUGAGACAAAGAUAGAGAUCAACAUAGAGAAGGUGACUAAUGACAUGAUUUGUCUGAUGGAUGGAAGAGUUAUAGUAGUGGAAUGGAUGGGUAAAGUUUACCUAUUUACUUCUGAUGGCAAAGUACAGAAACAGUUACCUAUACCUGGUGAAGCCUUGAGUGUUACACAGAUCAAUCAGAACACUAUAGCCAUAACUUAUCCCUGGGAGAACGCCAUUAAGAUCUUCAAUAUGGAGAAUGAAACAGUUACCAAAGUUAUCACAUUAGACAAAGGAUGCUGGGAUUUAUCAAUCUCCAAUAAUUCUCUGGCUGUAGGUUUGAAUAGUGAUGAAAUCCGUAUUAUAGACUUGGAAGGAAAUACACUGAAGUCAAUACAAGUUGAGAGUGUAUCAUACCUGGCUAACCUUGUUUACUGUAAUGACAGAGUAAUCUAUAGUGACUAUAAUAGUAAAGCAGUAUACUGUUAUGAUGAAUCAGGUGAACAGAUCUGGCAAUAUAAACAGGAUUUAUCAGGACCAUGGGGACUUUGUACAGAUACUUAUGGUAACAUUAUUGUAGCAGACUGUGCCUCUCAUAGAAUAAUAGUAAUAUCAAAAGAUGGACAGAAUAGUAAAGUACUGAUUAGUGAAGAGGAUGGACUGAAGGAUCCUCGGUGUAUUUGUUUUAAACAUAAUGAGUCAUCAGGUUUUAUUUGUGAUGAAAAUGGCACAUACUUGGCAAAAUUCAAUUUAUCUUCUUAAUAAGAUAUGCACUGCUGAAUCUAAUGAUAUAACCUGACUUUGAUACUACAACAGUACAACCUAUUAUAUAUAUAUUCAUUAAGCAUUUAACUGUAGAUUCAGUCAAUUAAGUGGAGUAGUAUCAGUAAUUUUGGACCAUCCAGUGAAAUCAACUUAUAGUUUUAAACAUUUAAAUUAAAAUUAGAAUGCAUUUUUAGUAAAAGUAGAAAUUUUCUCACAAGGAAAUUAUAAACUCUCAUGUACUUAUGUUCCCAAUUUUUUAAACACCCAUUAUGAUGGCAUAUAACAAAUAAAGAACUUGAUUCUUUGUGCUCAUCUAAACAUUUAAUUACCAUCUACUGAAACAUCUGACAAAGUCCUGUGAAUGAACCUAUUUAUGUUUAAUAAGUACAGUACAGGAGAUCAUUUGAAGUACUUUUGUGAUACACAUUUAUGCAUUGUACUUUGACCUUUUUAUGGACUUUUAUAUAUUGUACUACUCUUCA